Molecule: messenger RNA, 874 nt
Organism: Vitis riparia (riverbank grape)
Lineage: Eukaryota; Viridiplantae; Streptophyta; Magnoliopsida; Vitales; Vitaceae
Product: ubiquitin-related modifier 1 homolog 2-like
Exons: 4
Coding region: 241-540 (99 amino acids)
Biological process (GO): tRNA thio-modification; protein urmylation
Cellular component (GO): cytoplasm; nucleus
Molecular function (GO): protein tag activity
Source: RefSeq, a predicted model, not a curated record
AUUAUCUUAAUUCUAAAAUUUAAAAUUAUCCACAGUUAGCAAAACUAAACGUUGAGGUAUAAUAUGCUUAGGAUUUAAGCAACAUGGUAGGUAGGGCUCAAAUUCUUGCCGCCACUCCAGACCCAUUAACCACUUAGGGCUUUGGUUGGACCGAAAAGCCCAUCUCUGUUUCUGCUUUUGCUUUCUACCUAGGGUUUAGAAAUUUUCUCUCGUCUUCGGUUCGGAAUUUUCUUUUUGGAGAUGCAACUGACUCUUGAGUUCGGUGGUGGGCUCGAGCUUCUAUGUGAGUCAGUAAAAAUCCAUAGUGUAAAUGUUGAUCCACAAGUUGGUGAAGAGAAGUUAACUAUGAAAGAUUUGCUCUCUUGGGUUCGUGCCAAUUUGAUCAAAGAGAGGCCUGAGAUGUUCAUGAAAGGAGAUUCUGUGAGACCUGGGGUUCUGGUCCUUGUCAAUGAUUGUGAUUGGGAGCUGAGUGGCCAGCUUGAUACUACAUUAGAAGAGAAGGAUGUGAUUGUUUUCAUCUCAACCCUGCACGGUGGAUAGUAUCAUGAUUUUGGUGUUCAUGAUCUGUGUUAAGUUCAUGAUUAGAGACAAAUGUUGACUAUUUCUCCAAUACUUAAAUUCUGUGUCUCAGUGACUCUAUGUUUUUGCUCAUACAUAGAUGAGGCAGGCGUGUUACUCCAAAAUGUCACAAUAACUAUAAUCUGAUUAUCAGAUUGAAUUUUGAAUGUAAAAUCUCUCUUAGGGUGACUUUUCAGUAGGUAUUACAGUGGUCAUUGAUUUUCAGUCUUUUGGUUGGAAUCUGUAGGUGUUUUGAAUGACAUUUUGCCCAUUUAGUAGGUAUUAACAAUGCUCUGGGGAAUUUUAUUGAAGAUGA